This is a messenger RNA of Acanthosepion pharaonis, 630 nucleotides long. NCBI's taxonomy places the organism in Eukaryota, Metazoa, Mollusca, Cephalopoda, Sepiida, Sepiidae. The record is from the annotation of a GenBank genome assembly.
AUGUAUGUCUGUCUUUCUUCUCUAUGUAUGUCUUUCUUACUUCCGCCUGUCUUUCUCCUGACUCUCUUUCAUCCUUCCCUCUGUGAGUCUUCUAAAUGUAUGUCUGUCUUUCUUCUCAAUUCUUCUAAAUGUAUGUCUGUCUUUCUUCUGUCUGUCUUCCUUUUGCCUGUCUUCUGUCUUUGUUCAUUCUUUCUGUCAUUGUUCAUUCUUUCUGUCGUUCUUCUCUAUGUAUGUCUUUCUUACUUCCGUCUUCUUCUAAAUGUAUGUCUGUCUUUCUUCUCUAUGUAUGUCUUUCUUACUUCGCCUGUCUUUUCUCGUGACUCUCUUUUCAUCCUUCCCUCUGUUAGUCUUCUAAAUGUAUGUCUGUCUUUCUUCUCUAUGUAUGUCUUUCUUACUUCCGCCUGUCUUUCUGCUGACUCUCUUUCAUCCUUCCCUCUUCUUCUAAAUGUAUGUCUGUCUUUCUUCUCUAUGUAUGUCUUUCUUACUUCCGCCUGUCUUUCUCGUGACUCUCUUUCAUCCUUCCCUCUUCUUCUAAAUGUAUGUCUGUCUUUCUUCUCUAUGUAUGUCUUUCUUACUUCCGCCUGUCUUUCUCCUGACUCUCUUUCAUCCUUCCCUCUGUUAGUCUUCUAA